This is a messenger RNA of Nasonia vitripennis (jewel wasp), 1949 nucleotides long. RefSeq names its product 2-oxoisovalerate dehydrogenase subunit alpha, mitochondrial-like. The coding region runs from base 406 to 1659 and encodes 417 amino acids. The record is from RefSeq and is a predicted model, not a curated record. NCBI's taxonomy places the organism in Eukaryota, Metazoa, Arthropoda, Insecta, Hymenoptera, Pteromalidae. The transcript has a single exon. Gene Ontology annotation, biological process: branched-chain amino acid catabolic process. Gene Ontology annotation, molecular function: oxidoreductase activity, acting on the aldehyde or oxo group of donors, disulfide as acceptor.
UGGAUAUUACACAGCAGUUCGUUUCAAGAAUUUCCGAAGUUUCUGUUUUCGGCUUAUUUCCUCUCUUCAACACACGCUGCGGCUAUACGUAUAUGUAAAAACGAAUAGCCCGCGCGACUGUGCGAGAUAUAUUGGACACAUGUCAGUGUUCGUUUGAUUAUUCAAAUAUCCAGCAGCGUAUCAUUGCGUAGCGUUCGAAAAGUCAUUGCAUAAUUAAGUAUAAGUAUACGGUGUAAUCGCUGACGUUGUGAAGCUCGAGGCGAUAUAUAACCUCUUCGUGCUCGCGCGAGAGAGUAACGUUUGUAUCGAUUUUCGAAAGUGUGUCAAACCAAAACAUUACGCUAAUUUGUUAAUAAUCGAUAGCGCAUCAGUUGUGUAAUUCAAUUUUCAUACUUUCGCGGCAACAUGUAUCUGUCCAAAAUGUUGCGUAAGGUGCCAGUGAAGCUUCUGACGAAGUCGUUCUUUCCGCGUCAAGAAUGUCUUCGAAGUUAUUCAGUUCCAAAGACUCUGUACACGAGCAAAUUGUCCUUCAUCAACGAUUCGAAUCCCGCCGUGAUACCUACGUAUCGAGUUAUGAACAAUGACGAGCUUUCGGCUCAGGAUUUAAAAAUAAGUGACGACGCACUUGUGAAAGCUUACAAAACGAUGCUGCAGCUCAACACGAUGGACACGAUUCUCUACGAGUCUCAGCGCCAGGGGCGCAUAUCCUUCUACAUGACGAAUUUCGGCGAAGAAGCUGUCCAGAUCGGAUCAGCCGCAGCUUUACUCGCGGACGAUCUGAUUUACGCCCAGUAUCGCGAAGCUGGUAUUCUACUCUGGCGCGACUUUCGAGUCUCGGACUUCGUGAACCAGUGCUACGGAAACGUCGAGGACAUCAACAAAGGAAGACAGAUGCCUGUGCACUACGGAUCCAAAGCUCUGAACUUCAUGACCAUCUCGUCCCCUUUGACGACUCAACUUCCGCAAGCCGCAGGCGCAGCUUACGCUUUCAAGCUCUCGGGCAAGAAGGCCUGCGUCGCCUGUUACUUCGGCGAAGGCGCAGCCAGCGAAGGCGACGCCCACGCGGCAUUGAAUUUCGCGGCGACCUUGUCCUGUCCUGUCGUGUUUGUCUGCCGGAACAACGGCUACGCCAUAUCGACUCCCAGUCACCAGCAGUACAACGGGGACGGAAUAGCGGCUAAGGGACCGGCUUACGGAAUAAGCACUAUCAGAGUCGACGGUAACGAUCUGAUCGCGGUGUUCAACGCCACGAGGUACGCUCGGGAUUACGCCGUCGAGAAGAAGAAACCUGUGCUGAUCGAAGCGAUGACUUAUCGCGUUGGACAUCACAGCACCUCCGACGACAGUACGGCCUACAGGUCGAACAGCGAGAUCAACUCGCGCGCCAAUGCCAGUCCCAUUAGGCGACUGAGAAGUUACCUCGAGUCUCGCAAGCUGUGGGACCAGGCGAGAGAAGACGAGGCAAUAAAGGCGAAUAAGAAAUCGGUGAUCGAUGCGAUCGCCGCGGCGGAAACCAAGCUGAAACCUGGAUGGAAAGAUAUGUUCGCCGACGUUUACUGCGAGAUGCCGGAGCACAUGAAGAAACAGAUGAUUGUCAUGGAAAAGCACGUGGAGAAGUACGGGGAUAGAUAUCCGAUGUCCAAAUAUAGUCGAGAAUAAUUAAUUUGCUCGAGUGAAAUAUCUGUGCGAUAUGGAGUCUGAGAAGUGCAUUUGAUUGUGGAUGUUAUUUUGGAGGUGACGAUAAACUAAAAAUUUUACGAAUUAAUUUGAUGAAGCUGUAGUUUGUAUUAUGGAGAGCAUCAGAAUUUAUACGAUAUGAAAAAUCAAAUCUCUCUAUAAAUUGUUAAACACGCAGGGAUCCGCGUAUAUAGUUUUGUCAUCUAUUAAAAUAUUUUGUAUUUUACUAUCUGGUUUUGAAAUAAAACAACGUUAUAUUUUUUAAGACUUAA